CGGCGCGUCAGGCCCAGGUGUUUCGGUUUCUACUCAAGCUGACAUAGCACAUUCGGCCAAAGGCUACGAGUCAGAGGAUGAGAACGCAGGCAGAAAGCGGCAGAGGGCCAUCGACGAGCGGCCCACCAGCAAGACCACCAUGUACUCUAAGCAGGAGUUCCGAGAGCAGUACUGCAUCAACAACAAACAACUGGAUUUGCUGGAACUGGAGAAGUCCAAGAAGGACAGAUUUCUCGGAUGUCUUUCCCAGUACCACAUCGAGAGCCCCUGCUCCAGAACCAAUAGAACAUCAUUUCUGUCCGUGUGCGUCAGGAGGCGUGUGCCAUCGGAUGAAAAUCUUAACACCAAUUAUGCGCCCAUACAGCGUUAUCCCAGGUGUGGCCAACCCACCCCGGCUCCACCCGAGCUUUAUGCCUAUGACGCCGAUCUGGAGUGCUCGUACUUUCGUCGACGACCACGCUCUGUGUGCAGCCAACCUGACCCCAAACGUUACACUUGGAUGCCAGAGGAUGAAGACUUCACCCGGAUGGAAUGGCCGCAAUCGGUAAUAGAAGAUAACGCGGGUUGGCCGCCAAAUUACAAUGUCGACCAAAUCGCGUCUGUAAGCCGAGGAGGCUCUCUUCCUAGACCACCCUCUAUUAUUCCUUGUCCCGCCCACACGCCGAUUCCGCCGCCACCGCCGCCUCCGCCGUUAACAAUACCGCCGCACAGAACAAAACACGUGUCGUUCGCCCGCUCACAUACACUGACAACUUUUGACGACUCGGUGAUGCCCGCUGCAGUUGGUGGCAGCAGGUUUCGUCGAGACUGCGAGAGGCUUAUCGAUGGACGUGCUGUUAAGCCUGAACCAAAGCCGUAUGCAACUCUACCAAUAAUGUUCCAACCGUUUCCGCCUUACGCACAGUUUAUAGCCGGGCAAGCACCGGCUCCGAUUCACUAUCCACCACCUAUAGCUCCUAUUCCCACUCAUCCAGUUCCUUCUAUGCCAAGGCCAGCACAAAUAGAGCCACAACCCAAAGUAGUUGUACUAGAUACUAUAAAGAAAGGAGUCAUGAGAACACAAGCAACACAAACAGAAGUUUGUUUAGGAAGGAAACCACUACCACCUAAUUAUUUAUCAUUAAGUCCACGGACGAUAAAAAGGGUAAAAAUGGUAGCAGCAGGUGUACAAACAAAUGGAUACGUUGGUCCAAGAAGACUAACAAAAUCAUUUUCUGAAGUAGGAGGUGACAGACUUGCUGGUAGAGAUAACCAAAGCGAUGUUGCGACUACUGUUGACAGCUUCAUCACUGCUAUUGAUCACGAAAAACUGCAUAGAACACAAUCAGAAGAGCCACCGCGAUCACCCCGAUCACCAACAAACGAUAUGCCAACUUCACCCCUUCUUCAAAGAGGGGACUCCGAUGACGUCACUUCAUCGUCGAUCAAAUCUGUGGCUUCAUCACAAGUAGAUAAAUCUUCGGAACUUAGUGCUUUACAACGUCAAGCUCAAGAAUAUUUCCAGCAAAACUUUCAGUUUAUCCAUGAAAGCGACAGAGAUGACACGGUAGAUGAUGAUAUCGAUUUAAUAGAAAAACGAAUGGAAUUAAAUCGCCAAAAUUUAGAAUACUUACAACAAGAGAUUGCCAAACAAGCCAAAAAUCAAGACAAAUCUUUGAGAUCAAUAUUAUCAAAAAGUACUAGCGACACUUCUCAAAAGACGAUUAACUCGCACCCAUUUUCAAAGACAUCGUUCCAUUCUGAACCUUCGACUGAAACUUCUGCUACUACAACAGACGACAGUGAGAAAAAUGAAAAAGAAAUAAUUAUAGAUUUUGAACCAAGACCUGACGAGGAAGCUAUGCCUUUUACAACUUUACGUAAGAAUAGGAGAAUGCUACAGAAGACUAUGUCAGAGGGUGAAAUUCUAUUAGACGUAAGAAAAACAGAACUCAAUAAUGUUGAAGGUGGAAAAGAUUUUAUAAUGUCUACCAGUCAAGAAAACAUGACACGAGAAGACCGUGAAAGGGAGGCCAUGUACAAACAAUACAUUGGACAAAAUUAUACUGAAACGCCUAUUAAAGAUGAAGGAAUAUUUGGAUUUGAACCAGAUGGGUCUUUUAGCACUGCAAAAUCUAGUCCCGGGUCACCGGAACCAGUAAGCAUUGAUGUAGAUAUUGAUAAUAAAACAAAACGUGGUACAAUAUCUAAACAUGUUACAACAAUGCUCACACCAUUAGAAAAAACAUCGCCUUGUGCAUCCAACGAAUCUCUAACGGUUGAUCAUAGCAGGGACCAUUCUGACGGUUUGUGGAAUGAGUCUCAAGCUACUGUCUUACAAAUAGAUUCGGGAACAGAAAAUGGAACCGUGAUAAGUUCAUCAGAUUUAAGUUCUUUGGCUGCUUCUCCGGGCGCGCUAGCAUUGCUUACUCCAACUUCGAGAAGAAAACAACUUCUAUUAUUACAACACCAACAACGAUCAUCAUUAGACACUGAUGCCUUGGAUGAAGAAUUUGAUGCAUCUCAAAGCCAAUCACCAACAUCACCUCGUAACAAGCUUGAUGCAUCCAGUACAAGUUCACAACAAACAAGAGCUUCACUAUCUCCACCGGCCGUUGUUCCAAAUGUCCAACUACCAAUUACAAAACAGCCAACAACAUCAAAAGUCUCCCCAAUAGCUUCUUCAAUAUCUCCAAAAAUAAAAACCAACCCCGCAAUUGCUAUAACUCAUCCUAGCUUAGACUUAGCAGAUGUUCCGUUUAAAAGAACCCCUAGUUUCAUCAAUAAGAAAAGGGAAAGAGCGUUAAGCCCUUCACGAAGAAAGGACUUACAAAGUAAAGCUCAACAAAAGGAACCCAAUGGGUCAUUACCUCACAAAAUCGUUGAGUCGCCAUCUGAACCCUCUCUGGCUAAAGCAGCUGGUAGUGAAACGAGUUUAGCUAGAACUGAUUCAGGUAAAAUGAAUACGACUGAUCAAUCUGAAAGCACUACUACUACGGAAGAUUAUGUAACAGCAAAUUCAGAUAGCUCCAAAAAGAGUAAUAGCAAAAAUCAAAACCAUAAUCCAGAGAAUAAUAAAACUCAAGAGGGCUCAUCAUUCGAAAGUGCGUCUAGUUUGUAUUCCUCUACUAAAACCGAUAAUAUUGCAGAAGACUUAGUGGUGCCAAGUUUCUCACCACCACUUAAUAUUACUGAGGAUUUUAUUGUACCGAAUUUAUCAUCGCCUCCCUUGCCAUUACCUGAAAGAAUACCAAAAUCAAUAUUGGAGAGGAUGGAGGUAAAAGCUGACGUUACGCCAAUACCGCAACAUGUAAAGAGAGAAAAGACUGAAGUAAAAAAACCAAGGGAAGAAGCACCAAAACCUAGCACUACAAGAGGCGUGACAAUUAGUGGUAAAAGCAGUUCCAGUGGCAGUUACAGCAUAGGUGGAUCCAAUCCAAAUGUUACAGAAGAUACUAAUGAUAAAACUACAAUUGAAAAACAAAAGGAAUUACCUGAAAAAGUAGAAAAUAAGAAGGAAGUGAAAAAGGAAGAUAAAGUAACUAGCCCAAUGCAUGAAAAAGAGCAACGUGUACCUAAAAUGAUGGGUUCUCUAUCAGAUGAUGAACGAAGCGCGCAUUACUCAUCUUCAGGUUAUUAUGAAAGUCCUGUGGAAGAUGAUGAUGAUGGAGGUUUAACAUAUAAACAUUCACAAAAAUAUAGAUCAACUAGACCAAAACCAUGGCUAGUAGACGAUAAACGACGGAAAAAGAAAACUGCAUUUACUUUAGAGUUCUCAAAAUCUUAUGAUGACUCUAUUUCUACUUCACAAGAUGACUGGGUAAAGAAAGAUAAAGACCCUGAUUCCGUAAGUCAUAGGUCUGAACGUGUAACAUUCAAAACAACAACAAGUAUAAAAUCUCCUCAAGAAGAAAAUGCUCCAGAAAUUAGGAAAAAGAAAACACAUUUUGCUGACAAAUCAAAAGUCUCGUCUCCUAGGGAACCGAUUGAUGUAGAAAAAUCCAUUAAAGAAAAAGUUUUGAAAGAAAAAGAAGCGGAAUCUAAGAGGCCGAUGGAACGAGAACGUUACGUCAAAAGAACUAAAAUGAAAGCUAAGAGUCCAACACAGAGUAAAGCCAUUGACGGUAAUCAUAGUUACAGAAUGCAACAUUACGGCAGAGAAGGUAUAAGUUCUGGUAUGAAAUUACAUCUAAAUAUACCUACUUCUGAUGAUUCUAGUGAACAAUAUAGAAAAGAUGGAACCAACAAUGGGAAUAUUUCUCCAAGAAAGCACAGACGCUUAAGAGAUAGUCCUAGAAGAAAAACAAGUAACAACUCUUUAGCAAAAUCUCCUACAUCAGGAAAUAAUCAUUCCUAUAGACCAAGACGAAAAAGUGGUUCAAAUGAAAGUAUAUCACUCCCGGGCAGUUUGCCUAGAAGAAAACAAUCAAUUCCUACUGUACCCUGUCUCAGUUCCCUCGAGGCAGAAGAUAUUGAAACGUCUCGUACUUUAACUAAAGCAGGUUGCAGAUUGACUCCACUACGAUAUGUAAAAAGUCCUAAUUCGUCGCCUAGACACCAUCGAAAGCAACAAGAUAAAGAUGGAAAAUUUGCGAAAGCAGCAUCAGCAGAAUCCCUACGCUCAGUUUCACCGGGUUCAGACUCAGUUUUCUAUUCCGAACAAACUGAGCACAGCUUGGUUACAGCUGAAUGUGAAGCAAAAGCACAUUGCUUACACUGUGGAAAAGAAGUGCAUAUUGUAACUGCUGCUCAUGAAGAUGAUACAAGAGCUUCAAGAGCUUCGCAUACCGAUAUUAGUACGGAAUCUUAUGCUGAUGCACCAACACCUGACAUAGUGCCUGCACCUGCAGGCUUUGCUGACUCUCCAUCUUGCAGUGCAAGUAGCUCUAGUAAAAAACCUUCGAGUGGCGUUCGAUUGUAUAAAAAACUUGAUAAAAGAUAUCGCAGCGAAGAUAAAUCCAAGCAUCACUACAGACAUAGGCAGGACGUGCGAGCUAAGUCUGAGGAAAGAGGCAAAGAAGAAUACGCAGCAAAUGAAAAACCACAAGAUACUCGUAUCGCUCGAUCUGCGGGAAAUAGUCUCGAUAAACUGGCGGGCUCAAGUGCAGAUCCUGAUGAACAUGAAGAGUGUUCAGGAAGUUCAGAAGGUGCUGAAGGCGGCAAAGAAGAAAAAGGUGUGUACGCAGCGCCAUGGUGGUGUGGCAACUGGAUUCUACUAUCUGAAAAUGGCGAUCAUUGGACAAGAAUACCUCCAGAUGUGUUGGAUACAUCAGAAUCCGGUCACGAGGACCCAACGGAGUCUGAAACUGAAUUCAACAAGAAAUACGUCGCAUUGACGCAUAGAUUGGUGCAUCGACGAGCUUGUAUCGAACUAAAUAGAAGACAGGCAGAUAAUUCGUUUGUUUCUAUAGUCACAGAUAUGAUAAUGAACCCAAAGGGUAGUUUAAGAGAAAAAUUGGAAGAAAUAUUCAAACUGAUGCUGGUCCUGUGGUGUCGACAGUCUGAAGUCCACAGAUUGGUUGCGACGGAACCAUGUGAGAGCGAUAAGACCGUAGUGGUGAGACGCGGCAAUGAGGAAUUUGGAUUCAGGAUCCAUGGGAGUAAACCAGUCGUGGUGUCAGCGAUCGAAUCCGAUACGCCGGCCGAGACCUCCGGGUUGGAGGUGGGCGACAUUGUCAUAGCCGUUAACGGUAUCAAUGUUCUAGACAAAACACAUUCUGAAGUAGUGAAAAUUGCUCAUUCCGGAUCCGAGAUAUUGGAACUCGAGGUGGCUAGAACAUGCGAAGUAGUUGCCUCUCUAGCACACGAAGGUGGCCCAGCGGCAUUGUACUCCGGAUACUUAUGGCGCGCUGCCCCCCUCAAAACGCACCACUCCCCGCGUUGGACACGGCGCUGGUUCGUCCUCAAGAGAGACAACUGCCUUUACUAUUACAAGACCGAUUCUAGUAUUCAUCCAGUAGGAGCGCUAAUGUUAGUGAACUACCAACUCACUGAGGAAGACGUGGGUCGACCGCACGGAUUUCGACUGCAGCGCGGUGGUGGUACGAGACUGCAACUCGCUGCAGACACCGCCGAGGCCAGCGCUAGAUGGCGCGCUGUUCUAGCUCAUGCCAUUGACGCUAGUAACCAACGUGACGGGUGGUUGGAAGUUACCAUGAGAAACAUGAAGUUACCACCUUCAUCCAUUCCUCGUCCCGACUGCUUUGGAUACCUGAUGAAGCUAGGCUCCAAGUGGAAAUCCUGGGCCAAACGAUACUGUGUCCUCAAAGAUGCCUGCUUAUACUUUUAUAAUGAUGGAAAUAGCAAGAGCGCGUUUGGUAUGGCAUGUCUCCACGGAUACAAGGUCCAAUCCUGCGCUCCUGGUGGUAAGAAAUACGCUUUCGAAGUCAUGCCAACAGAACCAAAACAAAGACAUUUCUACUUCCAUACCGAAUCGGAAAUGGACAGGAAACGGUGGAUGGCGGCGCUCGAAUAUUCCAUAGACCGAUGGAUGAAGGCCGGUUGACGACCAUCUAAUUCCUCAGACGAUUCAUUUGAUUUUGUAUAAUUUAAGCAAAUAUAUAUUCCGUUGUUAUUUUUAUAGUUACUUAAAAAUUUAUGUCUGUUACCUGCUGGCCCAAACACUUCACAUAGAUAAUAAUGCAAAGCACAUUGUUAAACGAAUAAUAUUUUUAAUAAAAGUACUUAUUCUGUUACUUAUUCUAGUACUUAGUCUAUUACUUAGUAGCCGGUUGUUUUGCAGUCAACAUCAGAAGAAGCUGAUCUUAGAGAGAAUUUAAAGUUUGAACAAAGUUGGAUGUAAUUUUUCGUAAUUUAGAUGUCAAAUAGUUUUCAGCGACUUUUGUUGUAUAGGUACGUACAUAUAAAGGUACAGUCGAUGCCCUACGAUACCUGACUCCCUAACCACCUAUUUGGUUAUGAGUAGAUCAGUGUGAAGAAAGGUGUUAAACAAACUUAACCUUUAACCUGUGAGCCGUAAUAUUAAUUUCGGUAUGACUUCCUUAUUGCAUCAUUAGUGAAUGACGUUUUUGAAACUUUUUAAGCCAAUUUGAUAUUUAAGUACAUUACAUAAAUACAAAUUUCAACCAAAAAGCUGGAUUUCCUUUACACUUGUCUGUUGAAUGUAUAAGUAGGAUCUCAGAAUG
Hyposmocoma kahamanoa is the source of this 7124-nucleotide messenger RNA. RefSeq lists its product as uncharacterized. Bases 140 to 6484 code for a protein of 2114 amino acids. The record is from RefSeq and is a predicted model, not a curated record. Gene Ontology annotation, molecular function: protein binding. Lineage: Eukaryota; Metazoa; Arthropoda; Insecta; Lepidoptera; Cosmopterigidae. The transcript is spliced from 36 exons.